Messenger RNA from Plectropomus leopardus (leopard coralgrouper), 1791 nucleotides. RefSeq names its product bystin like (gene bysl). The record is from RefSeq and is a predicted model, not a curated record. Lineage: Eukaryota; Metazoa; Chordata; Actinopteri; Perciformes; Serranidae. Gene Ontology annotation, molecular function: snoRNA binding. Gene Ontology annotation, cellular component: preribosome, small subunit precursor; nucleolus; cytoplasm. Gene Ontology annotation, biological process: rRNA processing.
GACAUCCGCACGUGUUGACCAAGUGACUGUUUACAGCACUUGUUAAUACUGGACUUUAGGCAGCACAUGCCAACAGAAAACACUGAUAUUGCUGCUAAAUUGUGUGUGAAACUACAGAGAUGCCGAAAGUGAAGAAGUCCAGAGGCGGAGGAGGAGAGCCGAGCGGCGGAGCGGUGGCGCUGGCAGACCAGAUCCUGCAGGCGGACACGGUUCGAUCCCGAGGCCGGGUUAAGAACAGGGACAGCCGGGCAGAAAACGAAGACGAGUACGUAGACGAGCGUCUGUCGCGGAAGAUCUUACAACAGGCCCGGAUUCAGCAAGAGGAGCUUCAGACUGAGUAUGGCCUGGCACCAGAGAAGAAGAAAGCACCAGUCACUGUUCUCGGGCCUGACACUCAGGAUGCAGACUCCGAUGAGGAGUGGCCCCCACUGGGACAAGCAGGUGCUGGUGGCGGCGACAUCAUGUGUGACACUGAAGUCGUGGUUGACCCUGACGACGAGAAGGCCAUGGAGAUGUUCAUGAAUAAAAACCCUCCAAUGAGACGCACCUUAGCUGAUAUUAUCAUGGAGAAGAUUACGGAGAAGCAGACUGAGGUGGGGACCGUAAUGUCAGAGGUCUCAGGGCGUCCAAUGCCCCAACUCGACCCGAGGGUAAUAGAAGUGUACAGAGGUGUCAGUAAGGUUUUGUCAAAAUAUCGCAGCGGUAAACUGCCAAAGGCUUUCAAAAUAGUCCCAGCUCUUUCAAACUGGGAGCAGGUUCUCUAUCUGACUGAGCCUGAGACCUGGACUGCAGCUGCCAUGUACCAAGCAACAAGAAUCUUCUCGUCCAAUCUGAAAGAGCGAAUGGCCCAAAGGUUUUACAACUUGGUGCUGCUGCCCCGAGUACGGGAUGAUAUCGCAGAGUACAAGCGACUUAACUUUCAUCUCUACAGUGCGCUGAAGAAGGCUUUGUUCAAACCAGGAGCGUGGUUCAAAGGUAUACUGAUUCCUCUGUGUGAAUCUGGGACAUGUACUCUGAGGGAAGCCAUCAUUAUUGGAAGCAUACUCACAAAGUGCUCCAUCCCUGUGCUGCACUCCAGCGCUGCAAUGCUUAAGUUGGCAGAGAUGGAGUACAACGGCGCCAACAGCAUUUUCCUGCGCCUCUUGCUUGACAAGAAGUACGCCCUGCCUUUCCGUGUCCUAGAUGCCUUGGUGGCCCACUUCCUGUCUUUCCGUAAUGAAAAACGUGUGCUUCCUGUGCUGUGGCAUCAGAGUUUACUCACCUUGGCUCAGCGCUACAAAGCUGACCUUGCCUCCGAACAGAAGACUGCACUGCUGGAGCUGCUCAAGAUACAAACACACCCUCAGAUCUCUGCAGAGAUCCGCAGAGAACUGCAAAACUCAGAGUCAAGGGAUGUCGAAAUCGGGCUUCCUGUUACAGUUGAAAUGGACUGAAAAUCCAGUCUUGUCUGGCACUUCCUCCUCCUCUGAUUCAUGCUCCCUUAAGCAUGAAGAGAAUAUUGUUAAAUCUAACUUCAUCAUUCUUCUUGACCUAUGAAAGGACAGUGUCAAAGACCGCAGUGUCUCAGGAGCCAUAAUUCUGUUUUCUGCUUGGAUGAGUUUGCACAUUUGAAUAUGUACAUCAGUAGUGAUGCAGAUGUAACUUUAUAUCAAGAAUCUAUGAGCUUUUUUCCUGCAGUGCGGUGCUGUGAUCGCUUAGGAAUACACAGACUGGUAUUUGUGUUCUUUUGAUUAAGAACAGUUUUGUUGUUUUGGAGCAACAAUUUGGAUUAAAAACAGAAUCUUAAAAAAA